Paramacrobiotus metropolitanus is the source of this 1369-nucleotide messenger RNA. Its product is annotated as leukocyte elastase inhibitor-like. The record is from RefSeq and is a predicted model, not a curated record. NCBI's taxonomy places the organism in Eukaryota, Metazoa, Tardigrada, Eutardigrada, Parachela, Macrobiotidae. The transcript has 4 exons. Gene Ontology annotation, molecular function: serine-type endopeptidase inhibitor activity. The coding region runs from base 105 to 1280 and encodes 391 amino acids.
CAUAAUAAUAUCUCCGAAGAAAAUUUCUCUUUUCCACCAUUUAUGGUCCAGACGAAUGCUUGGUUGUUCUUCGCUUUAAUUCGACCAGUCGACUGUAUUAAAACAUGGCGCUCAGUUUGGAAGGAUUCCGCGAAGCGGCCGAUCAGUUCUCCUUGAAAAUCUACCAGAGUAUUAUCCAGGACAAAGCGAAUGCCGAGAAGAAUGCCUUCCUAUCGCCAUUCAGCAUCCAGAGCGCACUGUUCCUGGCGUAUUUGGGAGCGGAUGGCAUUACUAAACAGGAGAUGACCAACAUGCUGCAUCCGGAGAAAGUCUUCGGCGGCAACGAGAAGCAGCUAUUGGAUGUGUACGGGGAGGUGUUGCGGGUGUUUGCGCCCAGUAAAAAGGAAGAUGGCGAGGAGAACUAUCACUUGGCGCUGGCCAAUAAAGCGUACUUGCGGAAGGGAUUGCAUGUAAAAGCUGAUUUCAAAGCCAUCAUUACAGAUAAGUUGAAAAGCGAAGUGGGAGAAACAGAUUUCGAAAACAAUCCGGCUGGCGCGGUCGCCGAGAUCAACCAAUGGGUGGAGAAGCAGACCCACAACAAAAUCCGUGACCUGGUCAACACGCAGACAGUGACCCCGGACACCGCUUUUGUCCUGGUUAACGCCAUUUAUUUCAAGGCGCAGUGGCACGAAGAAUUCGAGGAACAUGCCACCUGGAAGGACGCCGAUUUCACCAAUCUCAACGGACAGACUUCCAAGGUGGACCUCAUGCACAAGUCUCUCCAAGCCGGCUACACCGAGAAUGAACACUUCCAGCUGCUGCGCCUGCCCUACAAAAAUCAUGAAUUGUCCAUGAUCAUCGUGCUGCCUAAAAAGCGUAAUGGCUUGAAGGAGUUGGAGGGGCAUUUAAGCGUGCGGAUGCUGCGGGAUGCGGUUGAGAGUGCCUCAGAACAAGAGGUUGAUGUGUAUUUGCCUAAAUUCAAACUGGAGCAAUCGUACGAACUGGUGCCGGUGCUGAAAAAUCUGGGAGUGCAUCAGCUGUUCGAGAAAGCCGAUCUCAGCCGGAUGGUGGACGACGAUCGGCUGACCGUGUCCAACGUCAUUCACAAAGCUUUCGUCGAAGUGAACGAAUCGGGAACGGAAGCGGCGGCCGCCACCGCCGUCAUAGGCGUAACGGAGUGCGCUUUCGAGGAACCGUUGGAUCCACCGCCGGAAUUCCGCGCUGAUCAUCCAUUCCUCUUUGCCAUUCGCCAUGAAUCCACACAACUGAUGACGUUCAUGGGACGCGUUGCCAGCCUAUAAUAAUUUUAACAGAUCGGCGCGGUAUCCUCUAGUCGUUUUAUAAUAAUUAAAAUACUGCGUCUCUGUAUUAAAUAAAUAUGUAAUUUAAA